AUGGGGGUCUGCACGCGUACAAACCCAAAAGACCACAAGAGAAAUAAGCUGGCUUGUUCAACCACAAGAGAAACAAGCUGGCUCGUACAACCACAAGAGAAGCAAGCUUUGACGUACAACCACAAGAGAAGGAAGCUGGCUCAUACAACCACAAGAGAAGCAAGCUGUGACGUACAACCACAAGAGAAGCAAGCUUUGACGUACAACCACAAGAGAAGGAAGCUGGCUCGUACACCCACAAGAGAACCAAGCUGUGACGUACAGCCACAAGAGAAACAAGCUGACUCGUACAACCACAAGAGAAACAAGUUGGCUCGAGCAACCACAAGAGAAACAAGCUGUGACAGAAACAAGCUGGCUCGUACAACCACAGAGAAACAAGCUGGCUCGUACAACCACAAGAGAAACAAGCUGGCUCGUACAACCACAGAGAAACAAGCUGGCUCGUCACACCAAGAGAAACAAGAAAAAAGCUGGCUCGUUCAACCACAAGAGAAACAGCUGGCUCGUACAGCCAGAGAGAAACAAGCUGGCUCGUACAGCCAACAAGAGAAACAGCUGGCUCGUUCAACAGAAGAAAAACACGCUGGCUCGUUCAACAAGAGAAGAAACAAGCUGGCUCGUUCAAACCACAAGAGAAACAAGCUUGGCUUCGUUCAACCACAGAGAAACAAGCUGCUGCUGUACAAGCCACAAGAGAAACAAGCUGGCUCGUACAACCACAAGGAGAAACAAGCUGGCUCGUUACACAAGAGAAACAAGCUCGCUCGUACACCACAAGAGAAACAAGCUGGCUCGUUUCACACAAGAGAAACAGCUCGCUGUAGCCACAAGCGAAACAAUCGGCUCGUACAGCCAGAAGAAAAACAAGCUGGCUCGUUCACCACAAAGAGAAACAGCUGGCUCGUUCAACCAACCAAGAAACAAGCUGGCUCGUUACAACCACAAGAGAAACAAGCUGGCUCGUACAACCCCACAGAGAAACAAGCUGGCUCGUACAACCACAGAAAGAAACAAGCUGGCUCGUCAACCACAGAAAACAAGCUGGUCGUACAAACCACGAAACAGCUGGCUCGUACAACCACAAGAGAAACAAGCUGGCUCGUACAACCACAGAGAAACAAGCUGGCUCGUACAACCACAAGAGAAACAAGCUGGCUCGUACAACCACAAGAGAAACAAGCUGGCUCGUACAACCACAAGAGAAACAAGCUGGCUCGUACAACCACAAGCAAGAACAAGCUGGCUCGUACAACCACAGAGAAACAAGCUGGCUCGUACAACCACAGAGAAAAAACAAGCUUGGGCUCGUACAACCACAAGAGAAACAAGCUGGCUCGUACAACACAGAGAAACAAGCUGGCUCGACAACCACCAAGAGAAACAAAGCUGGCUCGUACAACCACAGAGAAACAAGCUGGCUCGUACAACCACAAGAGAAACAAGCUGGCUCAGAAACAAGCUGGCUCGUACAACCACAGAGAAACAAGCUGGCUCGUACAGCCACCAAGAAAAACAAAAAAAAAAGAAACAAGCUGGCUCGUUCAACCACAAGAGAAACAAGCUGGCUCGUUCAACCACAAGAGAAACAAGCUGGCUCGUACAACCACAGAGAAACAAGCUGGCUCGUACAACCACAAGAGAAACAAGCUGGCUCGUACAGCCACAAGAGAAACAAUCUGGCUCGUUCAACCACAAGAGAAACAAGCUGGCUCGUUCAACCACAAGAGAAACAAGCUGGCUCAGAAACAAGUUUGCUCGUAUAACCUCAAGAGAAACAAGCUGGCUCGGAACCACAAAGAUAAACAAGCUGGUCUCCUUUCACCCAACCAAGAUACAACAAGCUGCUCGUUUCAAACACAAGAAAGAAACAAGCUGGCUCGUUCAACCACUAAGAUAAACAAGCUGGCUCGAUUACAACCACAAGAGAAACAAGCUGGCUCGUUCAAACCAGAACAAGAGAAACAAAGCUUGCUCGUUCAACCACCAAGAGAAACGCUGUCUCGUUCAAAGCACAAAGAAACAACGCUGGCUCGUUCAACCGCCGAGAGAAACAACAAGCUGGCUCGUUCAACCAACGAAGAGAAACAAGCUGGCUCGUUCAAACCACAAAGAACCAGCUUGGCUCGUAACAACCACAAGAGAAACAAGCUGGCUCGUACAACCACAAGAGAAACAAGCUGGCUCGUCAACCAACCAGGAAACCAAGCUGGCUCGUUCAACCACACGAAGAAAACAAGCUGGCUCGUUCAACCACAAGAGAAAACAACUGGUCUUCGUUUCAACCACAAGAGAAAACAAGCUGGCCUCAUACAACCACAAGAGAAACAACGCUGGGCUCGUUCAACCACAAGAGAAAACAAGGCUGGCCUCUUCGUUCAACCACAAGAGAAAACCAACGCUGGCUCUUUCUUCCAACCACAAGAGAACACAGCUGCUCGUCAACCACAAAGAAAGAACAAGCUGGCUCGUACAACCACAGAGAACAAGCGGCUUAGUACAACCACAAGGAAAAGCUAA
Macrobrachium nipponense is the source of this 2520-nucleotide messenger RNA. RefSeq lists its product as uncharacterized. The transcript has 5 exons. The record is from RefSeq and is a predicted model, not a curated record. Lineage: Eukaryota; Metazoa; Arthropoda; Malacostraca; Decapoda; Palaemonidae. Bases 1 to 2520 code for a protein of 839 amino acids.